AAGGAAGCGCACUCGUAGCCUAGUGACGCGUCGUUACCAUGGACGCUACAUACCGCUUUCAGUGAUAAUAAGAAAAAAAAUAUAACAUCAAAUUGGAACCAUGGAUUACCGUUUCCGCUGGGUGCGGGAUCACCUGUGCCGGUUUCUCGGUGUAAGAGAGCCACGUUAUAUCGAGACCGUGUUAAGCGAGUUUGUCGAUGAGAUCAGUGCGUUCUUCGAUGAAAAUAUCACGGACCAGCGGAACGACCAUCGGCGGGUUUUCUUCGCCUAUCGUACCUUUUACGACAGAUUAGUAGAGAAAGCGGUGGUGGCCAUGGAACCAGCGUCGGCCGCGGCUAAUGUGGAGCCGGAACUCGUUCAGAAGGAGAAAAAAGGAAGAAAAACUAAAGGCCUUGCUGACGAUUCGGAUGAUGUUGGAAAGAAGAAAGCCAAACCGAAGAAAACAAGAAAAGGCGAUGCUGACCAAGAUCAUGGUCCGGAAACUGCCCUCGGAGCGGGUGCUUCCAGCGAUAAUGAGCUCAUUGAAGUGACGAAAAUGGUAUCGACAUCCGUUAAAACUCCCAUUGUACAUGUAUGCUUCGGUUUCCCGAAAAACCAAAUGAAUCCGGAUAUUUCCUACGUUUACGUGAUUCGCCGCUUCAGUGCUGCCAUCGUAAACUUUGACAACUACGAAGAUUGUCGUGCUGAAAUGCCUCGUAACGUGCUGGUGGGUAGCAUUAAAGGGUCCUUGAUCCACAACGUCAGAGACUUACUGGUGGGGCUAUAUCGGACGGCAGUAGAACUGCAGUUUCGGGAGCCUAACCUCGAACGUCCGAAACCGGAAAAGGAAGAAUCGGAAGAGGAUUUAGUUCGCACGGCAAGUCGAGCCAGUGUCGCUUUGAUCGACUACUCGAAACCGUCCGACUUCCGGAUGAAAGCAAUCCAAGCGCAAAAAGUAGGACAUCGCAUACUGGGGGAUGAUUUGCAAGUCGAAGCGGGAAGUGGUCAAUCGUUGAGCGAAACUCCCAGCAGUGAAUCGAACCUGACCCAGGCGAAGCUCUCGGAAGCGACAGUCGAGAGCGAGCCGCUCGCCAAAGAGACACCCUCAGAGAAGUGGGGUAAUCUGCUGGAAUGCGCUGAAAUGAAAAUCGAAUCUGACCGCAAACAGCAACGGAACGCUCCCGUUAAACAUGGUCCGAUGAAGGAGAAUCUUAUUCAGAGCUUGAACAGUUUCGUCGAAGUGCUCGAUUGGGCGAUAGAUCAUGAGCAGUACAACUUUGGAAUGCCAACGCAGUACAAUGCGCCCGGCCAGGAAUACAUAACGGCCGAUGAAGACAAGUUCAAGAUUAAGGUUGAUAUUAACAAAACUGCGGUCGAAGAACUGACCACCCUGCAGCAGGAGGAAAUCGUCGAGGGCUGGUCGAUCUAUAUUCGUAAGGUUCUGCGUGAAUCAAUGGAACGGGAACCGUUGGAAAACACCCCGAUGGGGGAGUACAACCUAUGGCUGACACGGGAACUCGAGUACAACUCUAUCGUCGAGCAAUUGAAAUCGCCAUUUGUUGUCCAGGUGUUCGAUGCGCUGAAGGACAAUCAAAGCAAUGUAAUGAAGGCGUGGCCGGCACUCUUCAGUGCCCUACAGGAAACCCUUUCGCUUGCCCGGGACAAUGUCGAACAUUUGGCGAUGGUGCAAAAAUAUCUGCUGAAAAUCAAAACCGAAGAGGACUUUAACUUCAUCCUGUCCAUAAUACCGAACGUAACGAUCAUACUGCGGCACAUUUGGACCAUGUCAAACUACUAUAGCAAGGACCAGAACAUGCUGAUUCUGCUCGGGCAGAUAUCGCACGUGUUUGCCGAGAAAGUUAAAAUACUAAUUAAUGUUGAUACCAUUUUCAAACACUCGGCCACUCAUGUUUACCGUUGUGCAACCAGCUGCGCCGAUAUGCUGCGGGCUUGGAAACAUUCGUACAUGGAAACGCGAGCCCUAAUCGAGAAGUCUGGCAUCGGUUCCCGAUGGGAAUUCGACCGAUCUAUAUUAUUUCGCGAUGUGGACCACAUGACGCGAAUUAGUCAGGAUACGGCAAAUGUGGCGAAGGUUUUCAUCGAGUUUGAGAAUAUGUUUGAUCAUAACUUGAAAACUAUGAUCAGCGAUCCAGAAGAGGUUGAUAACAUUUUAACGAAGGUUUAUCGGCUCAUCAAUCACAUCAUUUCGGUGGACUACGACAUCUUUGCGCCGAGCAACCUGGCCAACUGGGAGGCCACCCUGGAGUACUUCUAUAAGGGUGUCGAGCAGGUGGAACACGAGGCUCAGCUCGCCCUGGACCAAUGCAUCGGAGCACUCCGGUCUGCCAACCUGGGUCUUCAGUUGAUCAAGAACCUGGGUCAGAUGGAAACCCGGCCAGCAUUGGCGAACCAUUUGUCAUCCAAAUACGAAAACAUUACGAAACAAUUCCUGGCGGAAGUAGGGAUGGUUGAGCACGAAUUUCUGAAAAACAAAUCUAACCCGCCGUUGCAACGAAACCAGCCUCGCCACGUAGGAGCAGUAUUUUGGGAACGGUCGCUCCUUGCCUUCAUCCGGAAGUCCAUGUCAACUUUUAGAGAGUUUGAAAGUUUACCCCGGAUCACCAUUGGGAAUGAAAGAGGCGGAAAUGAAAAAGCUCUUGUCUCCAUUGAUCCCGUAGUCACCGUCCGAGCAAGAGGAGGAGGCGAAGGCGACGGGCCCGGCUUGACAAAUGGAGAAAGCUUGCAAACUCGGUCAGUUUUCAGUCAGUAUAUGGAGCUGGUGAUGAAAUUCCGGGAGUACGAGCAAGAUAACUUUCAGCAAUUUAUGACCAACGGAACGCGAACCGUAAACAGUGUCCUGAAACGCAACAUCCUGAAGUUGGAGUUUUGCGAGCCGGUUUAUGAAUUGGUGCAGCAAAAACAAACCACUCGAACCAGGCGGGAAGCGGUGAAGAGUGAGUCCCGUAAACCUUCACUGCUCAUGGUUGGUACUGAUCAUAGCAAGUACGCGAACAUCGCAACCGCCGUACGAUGGAUCGUUAACCAACCGGAAUCGCAAAACCCCGAGCUAACGCUGGCGCAAAAGUUGGUGCGAGCGUCCCGGAACACACCUUCACAGGGUGCAUCGUCCGGCUCUGCAGGGUCCUCCGGAAACACCGGCUCGGGAAAAGAGUUCAAAAUACGGCAGGCGCACUUGUUGGUGUCAGCAGUUUCGCAGAAAAAAGUCCCCACUUGGCGCGAAGUGAUCGGCGAUUCGGUGCUCAUCGAAUACAAGCUAAAGUUCGCCGUAAAUUUUUCCUACGACAUAUUCGAUGCCAUCAGCGAAGGUCAGCAGUUCGAGAACAUGGGAUUCUCCCUGGGUUCGGCCAUUAGGACUGCCAUUAUGCGAAAGGAUCAACUGUUCACGGACGUCGAGCAUGUCACCAAAAUGGUGAACGAUUAUAACGAUUUGGUACUGCAACUUUCCGCUCCGGAGAUUCAUUUUCUGCGCGGUCACCUGUACGAAGUUGAGACCAUUAUUCAAGCCGGAUUAGGCCGAUUCACCUGGCAGUCGUUCAACAUACAAGCUUACUGCGAACGAUGCCAACAGUUCAUGAAAACUUUAGCAUCGAUAGUGGUCCAAAUUAGCCACAUAAGCAGUGACAUGAAAUCACGAAUCCAUAAAGUGGAAUCGUUUGCGAUGUUUGAGUUCGAUGAGGCAGUCGAUAAAAUCGGCAGGGAAAAGCGCCCGGGCUUGGCUGAAAUGGUUCUUAAAACCUCAAGUCGAUCAAAGGAUCAUCCAACCCAUCACCAUCACCACCACUCGCGUCACGCUGUCGCUGGUGCUGAAAAAGCGGAAGACGAUCCCAGCGAGCCUGAUGACGGUGCAGUACGGACCGCUAUUAAGCCGAAGAAACCGAAAAGAGUUUCCAUCUUGGAGAUGCCACGAGAUGACAAAAUUAAACCUUGCCGAGAGUAUUUUGCUGCUCUGGAGUUAGAGCGGAGCGCCAAAACAACCAAACUGACAAAACUUUAUGACUCCAUUGGUCCUAUUUUAAUAAAGUUGGAAAGUUUAGUGCUUGGAACGUACACCGGCGAUUGCUAUGAGAUGCGGUACUACUACAACUACUGGGAAAAGCAGAUUUUUGCCUGUUUCACAAGAUUUGUAACCGUCAACCUGGAGAAGUUUAUGCAGUCCCUGCAGCAGGAACAACCCCUGUUUGAGGUAGAUGCCAUCCUUGCGGUACCGGAGAUUGUGAUGAAACCGACAGCAGCAGAAGUUUACUCCAUUGCCAUCAGCUCGAUUACCGACUUUCUGAAAAGACUGAAAUCGUUCCGCCGCUGGAUGGCUGAGACUUGCCUGCCCUGCCAAAAUGAUGCGAGUAAAGACGAAACGUUUACCUUCACAUUUUUCGAGGACGUCGUUCAGAUUCCGAAAGUUUGCGAUCUUGUUAUAAACUUGCAGGAAACUAUUCAGAAUUUAGUGGCCGAUGUUCUGACGUAUUUAAAAUGGUGGCAGAAGUACAAAAAUCUCUGGAUGUACGAAAAGAUGAGCGUUUGCGAGAAGUAUCUCGCGCAAAACCUGCCCCUUGCCCGAUUGGAUGAGAAGUUCAUCUUCUACACCCAGAUUGUAAACGACUUGGAGCGACAUCGGUCCUACCACGAUAUCAAAUCGAUUCGGAUUAACUUGCAGCCGUUAAUCAAGAGCAUAAUCGAUCACGCCGUCGAGUGGCGGAAUACGCUGGGUAAAAUUCUCUCCGACCGAACCCGACAGCAAAUGAUUGAGUUGAUUGACCAUAUGCAGCGCCUUCGGACAGAACUGGAUCGUAACGUGAAGGAGCUAUCGCACUUUAAGAGUGUUAUGCAGACUAUCAACACAAUACAAACUACGACACUAACGGUGGAGCUGAAAAUUCACGAAAUGCAGGAGAUAUACAACGUCUUGCAGGAACAUCGGAUUAAGGUCCCUUUUGGUGACAUGCUGAUGGCGUACCAGCUAGAGAAACGGUGGCGAAAAUUAUUCAAUUCAGCGCUAUACCGAGCAAACAUGCUGCAAUCAACGAAGACAAAGUUUGCCGAGAUGACACAAACCGAGAUCAGUAUAUUCUGCUUUGAAUUGAACAAAUUUGUCCAACGUUACAAGUGCGAAGGUCCAGGAACAGUCGGAUUAGAUCUGGACCGGGGAGCGCAACUGAUGGUUAGCUACGGGAAGGAGCUCGAUGCUAUGGAGAAACAACGCGUCGAAUUGGAGAACGCGGAAAAACUCUUCGACAUCCCAUUAACGGAUUACAAUGAAUUUGUGCUGUGUAAACACGAGUACGAAGAAAUGCAAGAGGUCUACAAGAUGUAUCUUAAGCAAAAGGUUGCUCGUGAGAAGUGGUCCAGAACGCUGUGGGCCAACCUAAAUCCACAAGCGCUACUUGACGGAAUUGACGGUUUCAUGAAAGAGUACCGAAAAUUACCCCGUUCGGUUCGCCAAACUCCGGUCGGACAGGCCCUGGAUACCAAGAUGAAACAAUUCAAGUCGUCAAUUCCGCUGAUGUUGAGUCUGAAAGAUGAAGCCCUCCGCGAACGCCACUGGCGGCUGCUAAUGGACAAAACCGGUCAGCACUUCGACAUGGCGCCCGACCAAUUUACGCUGGGAAAUAUGUUCGCCAUGGAACUACACAAGUAUCAGGACAUCGCGGAAGAAAUCAUAAAUAAUGCCAUCAAGGAGCUGUCGAUCGAAAGGGGCGUCCAAGAGGUGGCGGAUAUCUGGCGGGUGAUGUCUUUCACCAUAGUACCGUACGAAAGCCGCGCCGAAGACGAACACGGGAGGUUCAUCCUCGGCGGUGUGGACGACAUAAUGCAAACGUUGGAGGAAAACUCAAUGAAUCUCCAAUCGAUGGCGGCUUCACAAUUUAUCGGCCCAUUCAUGCCGACGGUACAGCGGUGGGAGAAGCACUUGACGCUGAUCUCCGAAAUCAUUGAUGAGUGGCUUGCCGUCCAGCGGAAAUGGCUAUACCUGGAGGGAAUAUUUAUUGGCGGCGAUAUAAGCGCCCAAUUACCGGAAGAGGCGGAAAAAUUUAACAAGAUCGACGAGGAGUUCCAAAAGAUAAUGGCCGCCAGCUUCGCAAAUCCGCUUGUGGUGGAUGUUUGCCUGGUACCUGGGCGGCUUGAAGAUUUCCUGCGACUCGGAGCUGACUUGGACGGAUGUCAGAAGUCGUUAAACGAUUAUCUGGAGCACAAGAGAAUGCUGUUCCCGAGGUUCUACUUCAUCUCGACGGAGGAACUCCUUUCCAUCCUCGGCAGUAGUGAACCCACGUGCGUUCAGGAGCACAUUAUCAAGAUGUUCGAUAACAUAAAAUCUUUACGAUUCGCUAAAGAUCGUUCCGACACACCGAUUGUCACCGCCAUGAUAUCCGCCGAGGGGGAAGUUAUGGAUUUUCAGCAGCAUGUAACGGUUCAAGAGCGCGUUGAAAACUGGAUGACCGAUGUUUUGAACGAAAUGCGAUCAACGAAUCGUUUCUUGACCAAAAAAGCCAUCUACGUCUAUGGCAAGGAUCGAGAACUUAGUAGGCCCGACUGGAUCAUGCUUCACCAGGGAAUGGUUUGCUUGGCUGCCAACCAAGUCUGGUGGACCGCAGAAGUGGAAGAGGUAUUCGCCAAGGUUAAAAAGGGCAACAAGCGCGCAAUGAAGGAAUAUUUGGAAGCUCGAAACCGUCAGCUGGACGAUUUAGUUGUGAAAGUCCGAGCUAAUCUUUCUCCUAAUGAUCGUCUGAAGUUUAAGACAAUUGCCACUAUUGACGUCCAUGCCAGGGAUAUUAUCGAAGGAUUUGUUCGAGACAGCAUCCUUGACGGUCAGGAGUUUGGCUGGGAAAGCCAAUUAAGAUUCUACUGGCUCCGAGAUAUGGACAACCUGUUCGUAGUUCAAUGCACAGGGAAAUUCGAUUACGGCUACGAAUAUAUGGGACUGAAUGGACGACUUGUGAUUACUCCGCUAACGGAUCGAAUCUAUUUGACAAUCACGCAAGCGUUAACUAUGAAGCUUGGGGCCGCACCGGCUGGGCCCGCUGGAACUGGGAAAACGGAAACCACGAAGGAUUUAGCAAAAGCGAUGGCUUUACUGUGCGUCGUCACCAACUGCGGUGAGGGGAUGGAUUUUCGUGCCGUCGGGACAGUGUUAUCAGGAUUAUCGCAAUGUGGCGCAUGGGGUUGCUUCGACGAGUUUAAUCGGAUCGACAUUUCGGUGCUGAGUGUCAUUUCGACACAGCUGCAAACUAUUCGAAGUGCGUUGGUUGCCAACCAAAAGACUUUCCUGUUCGAGGGCUACGAGAUCAAUUUGGACGCCAAGGUGGGUAUUUUCAUAACGAUGAAUCCCGGCUAUGCUGGCCGAACCGAGCUCCCGGAAUCAGUCAAGGCUCUUUUCCGACCGGUUACUUGUAUUAUGCCGGAUUUGGAGCUGAUUUGCCUAAUAUCACUGUUUUCGGACGGUUUCAUGCGAGCCAAGGUGUUGGCGAAAAAAAUGACGGUUCUUUACAAGCUGGCAAAGGAACAACUUUCCAAACAAUACCAUUAUGAUUGGGGCCUCCGAUCGUUAAAUGCGGUUCUGCGAAUGGCCGGUGUUAACAAACGUAAGAGCCCCGAUAUUUCCGAAACCGCCACUCUGAUGCGAACUCUGUUCGAUAUGAAUUUUCCGAAAUUUGUGUUCGACGAUGUGCCUCUGUUUAUGGGAUUAAUGAAGGAUCUAUUCCCUGGUGUCGAUUAUCCUCGCGUCGGCUAUCCCGAGUUCACUGCAGAAGUGAGAAACGUUCUCGAAUCCGAUGGCUACAUCAUUCUGCAGAAUCAGGUAGACAAAGUAAUACAAUUAUACGAAACAAUGAUGACACGUCACUCAACCAUGAUUGUCGGUCCAACAAGUGGUGGAAAAACGGUUGUAAUAAAUACACUGAUAAAAGCGCAGACCAAUAUGGGCUUGCCAACCAAAUGCACCGUCCUGAACCCAAAGGCCUGCUCGGUGGUGGAGCUGUACGGCUAUCUGGACCCGAAUACUCGAGAUUGGAUUGAUGGAUUGUUCUCCAAUAUUUAUCGCGAAAUGAACCGACCAGCCGAACGAGAUGAACGACGCUACGUGUGCUUCGACGGUGACGUCGAUGCACUGUGGAUCGAAAACAUGAACUCCGUGAUGGACGACAACAAGCUUCUGACGCUUGCCAACGGUGAGCGAAUUCGGCUCAACAGCUACUGCGCACUGCUAUUCGAAGUCGGAGACCUUGCCUAUGCCUCACCGGCUACGGUAUCUCGCGCAGGAAUGGUCUAUUUGGAUCCGAAAAAUCUCGGCUAUCUGUGCUACUGGGAACGCUGGUUACGGGGUCGCUAUGCGCAAGAACUGGAAAUACUUGGUCGAACGUUUGACAAAAUCGUACCCAUUGCAAUCGAUUACAUUCUGGAAGGGGUGGAUGGAAACAACCAGGAUGAUCCGCUGAAGCUUGUGGUUCCCCAGACCAAUCUAAAUAUGGUGACUCAGUUGUGCUACGUCUACGAUGCAAUGUUUCCGAAGAGUUCAGUCAACUGUCCUUACGACGUAGAUGUGGUGGAAUGUGGAUUCAUUCAAUGCCUAUACUCAUCAUUAGGGGCUGCCCUGUUGGAGGAGUCGCGUCCCAAGUUUGAUACUUUUGUCAAACAGAAUCUCGAGAUGAUCUCAAUCGAAGACAGCCCGACUGCUUCCGCCAAAGCUGGUCAACUUCCAUCACUGAAACCAACGCUCUACGAUUACUUUUUUGAUCAGAAAAAACAAGCGUGGAUUGCAUGGGAGUGGAUAGUACCGCAGUAUAUUCACAAUCGUGAAACAACUUUUAGUGAAAUUUUGGUUCCGACAGUGGAAACACUUCAAGCGGAGUGGAUUCUCAAAUCUAUGAAUGAUAUUCGACAUCCAAUCUUGCUGGUGGGCGAUACUGGAACCUCCAAGACAGCCGUGAUUUCAGAUUUUCUACGGCAUCUUAGUCGGGACACAUAUAUCAUCCUGAACAUAAACUUCUCCUCGAGAACAUCCUCAAUGGACGUGCAGAAAACUAUUGAGGCGGCAGUGGAUAAACGAACAAAAGAUAUUUUCGGACCUCCGGUUGGCAAAAAGCUUGUGACAUUCAUCGAUGACAUGAACAUGCCACAGGUAGAUGAAUACGGUACGCAACAGCCGAUAGCAUUGCUCAAAUUGUUGUUCGAGCGCGAGGGUAUGUAUGACCGCAGUAAGGAUCUUAAUUGGAAGAAGUUCCGUGAUAUGUCCUUCGUUGCUGCAAUGGGUUGCGCGGGUGGCGGGCGUAACAACGUCGACCCACGCUUCAUAUCGAUGUUUUCAGUUUGUAACAUUGUUUUUCCUGGCGAUGAAACGUUGCUGCACAUAUACAGUUCAAUUCUGGCGGGUCAUCUUGAGGUAUUUCCGGAGGAGCUUCGCUCAGCGGCUGGCAUUAUUGUCCGCAUGACGUUAAACUUGUUCAAAGUUCUGGUAGUAAAACUACCUCCGACGCCCUCUAAAUUCCACUACAUAUUCAAUCUAAAAGACCUUUCAAGAAUCUACGCAGGUAUGCUACAGAUUGACCCGACAUACUUCAAAGAGUUCAAACAUGUCGUUCGGUUGUGGCGCAACGAGUUUACACGGGUCAUUUGUGACCGGUUGAUCAACGCACAGGACCAACAGCUGAUGGCAGAUCAUAUCGCUGAAGAAAUUCGUGAAAAUUUUCCUCCGCCAAAACCGAUUGGACGAAAGACCAUAAUGUUGGAGAGAGUUGACAAUGCGCAAAGCAACUCGAAACUACAGAUUCAGGAAGUGGCUCUGGCCGAGCAUGCAUUGCGAGAUCCACUUCUGUUUGGCGACUACCGAAAUGCGGUCAAUCUGGCUGAAGCGCGGUUCUACGAGGAUUUGCUGGAUUUUGAAGCAAUUUACUUCCUGUUUCAGGAGAUAUUGCUGGAGUACAACGAACAGAAAACUAAAAUGAAUUUGGUGCUAUUUGAAGAUUGUCUUGAGCAUCUCACACGGGUUCAUAGAGCGCUACGAAUGGAUCGUGGUCAUGUUAUGUUGGUUGGUGUUGGUGGAUCUGGAAAACAGUCCAUCGCGAAAUUAGCUGCUUUCACUGCGGAAUGCCAGGUCUUUCAAAUCGUGCUGAGUCGGGGCUACAAUGAAUCGUCUUUCCGGGAAGAUUUAAAGCAACUGUUUAUCGAAGUUGGCGUCAAAAACCAAAGAACCUGCUUUAUCUUCAGAGCAGCCCAGAUUGCGGAAGAAGGAUUUUUGGAGUUCAUAAAUAAUAUUUUAACUACUGGAAUGGUGCCAGCGUUGUUUACCGACGAGGAGAAGGAUACGAUAAUUGGCCAGUGCCGUGGAGCCGCAAAGGAGCACGGCUUCGCCAUCACUAAGGAUGGCGUCUGGUCGUACUUCUUGGACCGAUCGGUGAAAAAUCUGCACGUCAUUCUUUGUAUGUCACCGGAGGGGGACGCUCUUCGGAAUCGGUGUCGUAAUUUUCCGGGACUGGUUGGCAGCACUACCAUCGAUUGGGUAUUCCCCUGGCCCGAGCAGGCGCUGUAUGCGGUUGCGAAGGUGUUCCUAGCCGAUCACGUUAAGAUUCCAGACGUUCAUCGAGAGCCAAUAAUCUCACACAUAGUUCACGUUCAUCAAUCACUCAAACAUUACACUCAGCAGUUUCUACUGAAGCUGCGUAGGAAGAAUUUUGUUACUCCAAAGCAUUACUUGGAUUAUAUUAACACCUAUCUGAAGCUGAUUGAGGAGAAAGAUAAUUUCAUCAUGCAACAGUGCUCCCGAUUAUCGGAUGGCAUCGAGAAAAUUAAUGAAGCCUCCCUGCAGAUCGACCAGUUGAGCAUCAUCGUAGAGGAGCAGCGAAAGAACGUCGUCGAGGCGGCCCUGAGAUGCGAGCAAAUGCUGGUUGGAAUCGAAACAUCCACCGAGAAAGCCAAUUCCAAAAAAGUCGAAGCUUCGGAAAAAUCUGUUGAAGUGGAGCAGCAGAAGAAGAUUAUAACCGUUGAGAAGGCGGAGGCUGAGGAGGCGCUUGCCGCUGCCCUGCCGGCACUGGAAGUGGCUCGACUCGCGCUUUCUGAUCUUGACAAAUCCGACAUCACAGAGAUUCGCAGCUUCGCUACCCCACCGGAGCCGGUGCAGGUGGUUUGCGAGUGUGUAGCCAUCAUCAAGGGUUUUAAGGAGAUUUCCUGGAAAACUGCUAAGGGUAUGAUGUCCGAAGGAAACUUUCUGCGCAGUUUGCAGGAGCUAGAUUGUGACCAAAUCACGCAAAAACAGGUGGCUAAUGUGCGAGCUCACAUGAAGAAAUCUCAAAAGUUGGACGAUAUGAAAACCAUUUCCAAAGCCGGUUUUGGAUUGCUAAAAUUUGUACGCGCCGUGCUCGGUUAUUGCGAUGUCUACCGUGAGGUAAAACCGAAGAAAGAUCGGGUAGCAUUUCUGGAAGCCGAGCUGGACAGUCAAAUUCGGCUUUUGAACAAACUAACCAAAGAAAUUAACAAGCUUGAGAGCGAGUUAAAUGAGCUUAACAAUCAGUAUGCAGCAGCGAUUAAAGAAAAACAAAUGCUUCAGGAAAUGAUGGAACAAGCGGAACGGAGGCUACUCGCAGCGGAUAAGCUCAUUUCUGGGCUAAGCUCCGAAAGAGACAGAUGGAAAAUUGAUUUGAUAAAUUUACAGCAAGAGAAAACUAAGGUGGUGGGAACCUAUCUACUAUCGGCUUCUUUUCUUGCCUAUACAGGGCCCUUCUCGUGGGAGUUUCGUAAUUCUAUUCUGUUUGACGAUUGGCUUCAGGACGUGCAGGAAAGAGACAUUCCUUACCUUGAACCCUUCCGUAUUUACUCCAGUCUCAGCAGUGAUUUGGAAAUGGCAACCUGGGCUUCCGAAGGGCUUCCUCCCGAUGAACUGUCUGUCCAGAAUGGCAUACUGACAACUCGCGCGUCCCGGUUUCCGUUGUGCAUCGAUCCACAGCAGCAAGCACUGAUGUGGAUCAAAAAGCGUGAAGCGUCGAAUAAUCUAAAAAUAUUGAACUUUAACGAGAAGGACUUCCUGAAGCAUUUGGAAAUGGCUAUAAAAUAUGGAAAUCCCGUACUGUUCCAGGAUGUGGAUGACUACAUCGAUCCUGUGAUCGAUAACAUUCUGGAAAAGAACAUCAAAAGUCAAGGCGGUCGACAAUUUGUAUUGUUGGGUGAUAAAGAAGUAGACGUAGACUCCAACUUCCGUUUGUAUCUAACAACCAAACUGACGAAUCCAAACUUCGAUCCAGCCGUGUACGCCAAAGCACUAAUCAUCAACUACAUGGUGACGAUGAGCGGACUUGAGGACCAACUGCUAAGCGUUGUUGUUCGUGCCGAACGUCCUGACCUUGAAGAACGACGUGAAUGUCUGAUCGCCGAAACUAGUGCAAAUAAAGUGCUGCUGAAAAACUUGGAAGACUCCCUGCUUCGGGAGCUGGCAACCUCAACCGGCAACAUGCUGGACAACAUCGAACUGGUGAAUACGUUGGAGAACACCAAGGAGAAAGCGAGUGAUGUGUCACAGAAGAUAAAACUCGCAGAAGAGACUUCCGUUGACAUUGAACAGCUUCGCAACGGAUAUCGGUUGGCUGCGCAACGUGGAGCGAUUUUGUACUUUGUGCUCUCGGAGAUGUCUGUCGUGAACCCAAUGUAUCAGUAUUCUCUCAGCUCAUACCUGGAAGUGUUUGUAUAUUCCCUGCGAAAAGCCGUUCCGGAUAACAUCCUUGCGAGACGGUUGGAUAAUAUAAUCGUAACGUUGACGCGCAACGUUUACGAAUACGGCUGCAUUGGGUUUUUCGAGAGGCACAAACUGUUGUUCAGCUUCCAGUUGACGGUAAAGUUGGAGCAAAGCUGCGGUCGGCUCACCCAAGCAGAAGUGGAUUUCUUCAUCAAGGGAAAUAUCUCGCUGGAAAAAUCAGAACGAGCUUGUCCGGCGCGCUGGAUCGGUGACAAGGGCUGGCAGGAUAUACUGCUGCUUGCGGAUCUCUUUCCGGACAAAUUCGGCGCACUGCCUGGACAUAUCGAGCAAAAUGUUGCUGAGUGGACAAGCUGGUACGACGUAGAUGACACCGAAGGGACUGAUUAUCCCGGAGAUUUCGGCGAAUCCAUGACAGUGUACGACGACCUCAUGCUGAUGCGCUGCCUCCGUGUGGAACGCGUCUAUCGUCUGAUCAACAAAUUCGUCUCCACGGUGAUGGGCGAGGAGUUUAUAACGCCUCCAAUUUUCAGCUUCGAUUCGAUCUUCGAGCAGUCCUCGGCAGUCACACCGGUGGUGUUCAUUCUGAGCCCAGGUUCGGAUCCAACCAACGAUUUGAUGAAGCUAGCCGAUCGGUGUGGCUUUGGUGGAACGAAGUUUCGAUACAUUUCUCUCGGGCAGGGACAGGAGCAAAAGGCACUGUCUUUGCUGAACGUUGCCAUGGAGCAGGGCCUGUGGUUAAUGCUGCUGAAUGGUCACCUCCUGCUGAGUUUCAUCAAGACACUGGAAAAACUGCUCGAUGCAGCCGAAAAGCCCCAUCCGGACUUCCGGCUGUGGAUAACGACCGAGGCCACUGGAUCCUUUCCCAUCGGAAUUCUGCAGAAGUCGCUGAAAGUCGUUACCGAACCGCCAAAUGGGCUAAAGAUGAACCUCCGGGCCACCUUCUUCAAGCUACGACAGCAAACACUUGAUGCGUGCAGCCAUCCGGCAUUCAAGCCAUUAGCAUACGUUCUAGCGUUCUUCCACGCUGUGUUGCAGGAACGAAGAAAAUACGGCAAGCUGGGCUGGAACAUCAGCUACGAUUUUAAUGAGUCUGACUUUAGCGUCUGUCUGCAAAUAAUGGACACCUACCUUACGAAAGCGCUCGGCCUCAACGAUACCCGCCUGCCGUGGAACAGUUUGAAAUAUCUGAUCGGGGAGGUUAUGUACGGUGGUCGGGUAAUUGAUGAUUUCGAUCGGCGUGUCGUCAAAACCUACAUGGAUGAAUAUAUGGGUGAUUUUCUGUUCGACACUUUCCAGCCGUUCCACUUCUACCAGGACCAUUCAGUUGACUACAAGAUCUUCGAAGCGGGCACACGGGAUGAAUUCAUAGCAUCCAUUGACACGCUACCGCUGGCUAACACACCGGAAGUGUUUGGUUUGCACUCGAACGCCGAGAUUGGCUACUACACGACUGCAGUGCGCGAAAUGUGGACCUACUUGAUCGAUCUACAACCGCAAACAGUUCCCUGUAAAAUGAAAAGUACUAAAGUGAUUUGCUCCAUCGGUGCGGAAGCCGGCGGCAUCAGCCGUGACGAGCAAAUCGACAAGGUUGCGGUGGAUAUUCUGAAAAAACUGCCGAAACAAUUCGAAAUAUGGCGCGUGAAAAAACAGUACCAGAUCAACAUCACACCGAUAUGCGUUGUUCUGCUUCAGGAGCUGGAACGCUUCAAUCGACUGUUGAACCGAAUGGAACGUACGCUGCAGCAACUGCGGAAAGCUUUGGCCGGUGAAAUCGGAAUGGAUGCCACCCUGGAUGGUAUCGCCGUUUCAUUGUUUAACGGACAGCUGCCAGACGAUUGGCGCAGUUUGGCACCAGCCACCUGCAAACAACUUGGUGACUGGAUGGAACAUUUACUGAGGAGAAACCAGCAGUAUAAAUAUUGGUCAGUAUCUGGUGAGCCACUGGUGAUGUGGUUGUCGGGACUCCACAUACCGGAAAGUUAUUUUACCGCAUUAGUUCAGGUUGCCUGCCGCAAAAAUAAUUGGCCCCUGGAUCGUUCGACACUAUUCACAUCCGUCACACAAUUUUUGAGAGAAGACGAAAUAGAGGAACGGCCUGAUGCGGGCUGCUACGUGACCGGGCUGUACCUGGAAGGCGCCCGCUGGGAUCCGACCAAUCGCUGCCUAGCACGUUCGACACCGAAGGUACUGGUGGAACCACUGCCGGUGCUAUCCGUGGUCCCGAUCGAGGCACAUCGUCUGAAACUCCAAAACACGUUCCGCACCCCUGUCUACACUACGGCCGAACGACGCAACGCAAUGGGGAUCGGAUUGGUAUUCGAGGCGGAUCUCUUCACCGAGGAGCACACAAGUCACUGGGCCCUGCAGGGCGUUUGUCUGAUCAUGAACACGGAUUGAUGGAUUUCGCUCUCUUUAUUUCAUUUUUUUCAUUAGUUUUAAAACUGUUGAUCGUGUUAAUUUGAAUAAAUGACUAUU
This is a messenger RNA of Wyeomyia smithii (pitcher-plant mosquito), 15142 nucleotides long. RefSeq names its product dynein axonemal heavy chain 10 (gene Dhc98D). Gene Ontology annotation, biological process: microtubule-based movement. Gene Ontology annotation, molecular function: dynein light intermediate chain binding; minus-end-directed microtubule motor activity; dynein intermediate chain binding. Gene Ontology annotation, cellular component: dynein complex. The coding region runs from base 101 to 15064 and encodes 4987 amino acids. The transcript is spliced from 74 exons. The record is from RefSeq and is a predicted model, not a curated record. Lineage: Eukaryota; Metazoa; Arthropoda; Insecta; Diptera; Culicidae.